AUGUCGGGACCGCAUGCCUGGCGUUGUACCGGCGUGGUCCCGUGCGGGAACUGCAUCAAGAGCCGCAUCGAAUGCACGCUGGACCAUACUGCCGAUAAACGGCGCCGCGGCGCCCUCAAGCGGAAGAUCGACCAGCUGGAGGAGAAGGAGGAUCUCCUGAUCCGUCUGGUUGAGGUCCUGCGCGAGAGUGGCAACUCGCGUACCGGGCCCCUGGUCAACCUCAUCCGCAGUAACGCCUCCCUGGCGGAGAUCCGGUACUACCUGGACCAUGAGUUGCCGCAGUCGGAGCUGGCGCAGACUCCGGCCCUCGCUGAGGUGUUUAAUGAAGUCGAGCGGGUGCAGCAGUCCGAGUCGCGGUCCAUCCGCCGCAUUCUCGAUGCCAAGCGCUUGUCUGAUAUCCCGCGGUUUCAGGUCCCCGCGCGCCCGUGGACGACCGUCGUCGAGGAUAAUGACUUCAUCUCGCAUUUGGUGUCGCUGUGGUUUACGUGGUGCCAUCCGUUUUCGAACUGGAUUGAUCGGGACCGGUUUGUGAAGGAUAUGCAGGCGGGGUCGGUGGAUGCGCGGUAUUGCUCGCCUUUCCUGGUGAAUAUCAUUCUGGCAGAAGCCUGUUCGUACUCGGAUUACCCCGAAGCAUAUGCUGUUCCCGGCGACGUCUCCUCGAAAGGAACCCACUUCUAUAACGAAGCAAAGCGUCUUCUCGACAAGGAAGAAGGCCGCAUCACUCUGCCCACGGUGCAAGGGUUGGGAGUCUUAUGGGCCUGUGCCUACAUGACGGGACGAGACCGACAGGGAUGGAUCUAUCGCAGUCAGUUAGCGUAUGCCGUGCAGGAGCUGUCCCAAAAACACCCUGUCCUUGCAUCCAAAGCGGACGAAGAUACCCUUCGCAUGGUCCGGGUAAUCCAUGAUUCCACUUGGGGGGUUUUCAACAUCUCGACGAUCCAAGCUUUGUCCGAAAAAAAGACCCCGUUAAUCAAACCUCCCCAGCGCCAGUCUCUCCCACCAGUCACCCACGAGGCCGGAUUCGACGAUUGGGUGCCGUAUCCCACCCAGGCCGAAAGUCGGAAGGCGCACAUUGACUGCGUUUUCAACGCGCUGUGCUCGCUCAACGUUGUCGUCUAUGAUGUCGCACAAUACUUCUUCCAGAGCACCACCGAGCGUCCUCGAGCAGAACUCGAAAAAAGAGCCUCCGAAUUCCAUAGCCGACUCCGCGAAUGGACCGCCCGGCUCCCCUCCUGUCUCAAAGAAGAAGAGGCAAAUGUCCCUCAUGUUUUAUGUCUACAUAUGUACCACCACACCAUCCUAAUGACAGUAUACGACCCCUUGCGAACUCCCGUCACGAACACCAACACAACAGCAAUGGACAUCACCCCCUCCCACGCAAAAGAUAUCUGCUUCUCGUCCGCCCGCGGCAUCGCGCGGCUCAUUCGCAUCCACCAGAAAAACUGGGGCCUCGACCGCAUGCCUGUCCGCAACAUCCAGUGGGUCACAGCCGCGCUCUUCACGCUCCUUGGAGGCCUUGAGCAGCCCGACAACCGUGAGGCGUUCAUUAGCUUGUCGGUUUCGGCUAAGGCGCUCUCGCGUCGGUGGGGUAUGUGCAAAAAGCUCAUGCGAACCGUGGAAGCCGCCGCCAAUGACUCGAAAACCGGCUUGCCGACCGAAACAGACCCGCUCUUUGCCGAGCUCGAUACGAGUCAGCGGUCUAGCACUCAUGUUCCUGUUGAUGAGGCCUUAUUGGCGAGUCUGGAUGAUUCAACUUGA
Messenger RNA from Aspergillus terreus NIH2624, 1758 nucleotides. RefSeq names its product putative C6 transcription factor. The transcript is spliced from 6 exons. Lineage: Eukaryota; Fungi; Ascomycota; Eurotiomycetes; Eurotiales; Aspergillaceae. The record is from RefSeq and is a predicted model, not a curated record. The coding region runs from base 1 to 1758 and encodes 585 amino acids. Gene Ontology annotation, molecular function: DNA binding; DNA-binding transcription factor activity, RNA polymerase II-specific; zinc ion binding. Gene Ontology annotation, biological process: DNA-templated transcription; regulation of DNA-templated transcription.